GCCACCACGUCGUCCUGCUGCGCGUCGCGAAGAGCAGGGACUACGAGCGCUGCGAGCGCCGCCCCGGAUUCCGCCGCCCCUCCGCCCUCACCAACGCCCCCGCGUCUCUUUCAACUGAAGAAGUGAUAAUUCGAGGAAGUCUGUCAGAAUAUAUCGUCCAUUCAUCCACAAUAACAGACAAAAUCGUCAUGGAACAAUCUUCAUUUGGGCAGCCACAAGGUCUGAUAGAGAGUCAUCUCGGUAUCAAACUGAUUCGUUUAAAGGAAAGCCACAAACCCGCCGCACUUCUCGGUACUCUGCGCCAUGUCGAUCUGGUGUACCACGAAGAAGAUCCUUUUCUACCAGAGAAUUUCCGCAUUUCCAAAAGAGAAACUUCGGGAACUCCUGAUCAUGAGGGAUCAAAGGCUGAAGACAUCAAUGACGACAUUCAUUACGUCCAUAAAAGAGGAAAAGCUCUUGUGGAACUUGAAGAUGUUGCUGCACAAAAUGCAGAAAAUAAAAAUAAAUCGGUUACAUCCAGCAAGUUUCAUCCUCUAUUCAAUUCUAGUCGCCCAACAGGACCGGUAAUAUUGCCACUAGUACAUUCUCUUCAAUUAAUUGACCAACUUUCCUCCAAUGAUUCUUCUUUUGCUUUUCCUUUGGAACUUCCCCCAAAUAUUCCUAUCCGACCUUUCUUUCGAGGAAACAGCACAAUAAAAUUAAGCGACACAGAGAGAAAUGCAUUUGCUCGAAAUCUGGUUCAGAAAAUUAGCUCUGCUUUGCAAGACCCUAAUCAAAUGCCUGAUGUGCAUACCCUGAGUUCUUUUUCUAUCCUCGUGGAGAUACUAAGGACGUUCAGCUACAAUCAACUGAAAAAUCUCACUACAAACUAUGAAGCAGCACGAUCUUCUCAAAAUGCAGUUUCUGAAGAAGAUGAAUAUAAAUGGUAA
Gryllus bimaculatus (two-spotted cricket) is the source of this 929-nucleotide messenger RNA. The record is from the annotation of a GenBank genome assembly. Lineage: Eukaryota; Metazoa; Arthropoda; Insecta; Orthoptera; Gryllidae.